UGUAAACAAAAAUAACGAUUGGUUCUGGUUUAGGUGUUUCAACAGGUUGAAAUUAUGUGCCAGGUUUCAGCCUUCAACAAAGUUGCAGCGCAGGUCAACAUUGUAAGUUUUUCAUUAUCACCGGAAUAGUGCUGCCUGCAAAAUAGUGUGCGAGUCGUGUUGAAUACGGACGGUAGUCCGACGUCAUAAGUUUAGUCAACACGUAGUGAUAUCAUAGCGAAGCUCAGAGACAAUUUCAACGCGCGGAGACAGUCAUGUAUCGUCGAUUCAUUGGUCGUGACGUGUUUUUUGUGAGCGAUAACAUUGUAGCACACAAGUGAACAGCAUGAAUUAAAGUUUCCACUAUAAGACUAGAGGGGGAUUUUGUGCGACAGUACAACACAUCAGUAGGUGAAACAUUCAGCAAGAAACGCUUAUAAACAUACUGCUAGUGAACAUGAGUGGCUCCAGAACGAAGAUUCUACAGAAGAUAGCCAGCCACGGGAGCGAUGUCACGUCGGUUGAUUUUUUUGGCAAUUCUCUGCUGGUCACCGGGUCAAGCGAUAAAACAGUACGCGUCUGGCGAUGGAUAGCUGGCAGUGGAUUUUGUCAGGAACCUUUCUCACCGCUGCUAGGUCACAAAUAUGGAGUGACCUGCGUUCGUGUAUCUCCCAAGGGCGCAGUAUUGGCAUCGGCCUCCGUGGACGGCACCGUCAUCCUGUGGAAUCUUGCUACCGGCGAGGAAACCAACGUCCUAACGCAGCAAGCCGGAGAAGCAAUUCGUGCGUGCGUCUUCAGUCCGAACGGUGCCUCGAUUGUCAGCUCCGAUGACAGUGGAUCCAUAUGCGUCUGGGGUCCAGAUAAAUGUCUCAAAAGAUAUAUGAAGAUUCAUGACGAGGCAAUUCACACCAUUGCCUUCUCCAGCGAUUCGAGCGUCUUGCUGACCGCCUGUACGCUCGGGAACGUUCGAUUUUACGCCGUCGAGGAUGAUUUUGAAGCCGAAAUCUCGAAAGCAGACUGCAUGGUGGACGCAGCGCACGACAUGGGAGUUCUUUCUGCCGAUUUUUGCAAAAUGAUACAUGCCGACCCAACCGAUAACUGUUCGAUAAUUUACACGGUCGCCACCUGUGGAACGGAUCAUUUAAUAAAAAUCUGGCGUUUGUUCUACAUCCCGGCCAACGUGGACCGAAGCCGUAAGUCUCGCCUCAUCCCCACAACACCUCAGGAACAUUUUGCCGGUCAGUCCACGAUCUACAGCACCGCAGUAAUGAAUGCCAGCUGCGCUCAAGUCAUUGCAGCGCACGGCAGUUCGGUUACCUGUGUUAGGUUCAACAGUACGGGUACACUUCUGAUAUCGAGCAGCCUUGAUAAGAAAAUCAAAAUCUGGAACCAGCAGGGAACAUGCCUGAAGACUCUUUCGGAACACACGCGCUACGUCAACUGCCUAGCGGUCAACAGUGACUCGUCGGUGAUUGCGUCCGGAUCGAACGAUCGUACGGUGGUUAUCUGGGAUCUUACCGACAACUUGACGAUCGAAUCGCACAUCACCGGUAUUCGGUCUUUGCUGUUUACGCUGGCCACCAAAACUAGCGAUAUUCCGCUGGAGUUCCUCUGUCCGAUUACCCACGAGAUUAUGAAGGAGCCGGUGUAUGCGGAAGACGGAUUUACGUACGAGCGGGCCGCCAUACAGGAGUGGUUUGGCCGCGAGAAGAUCGUCUCGCCAAUGACCAACGCGGUGCUGUCCACCGAUGAGCUGGUGGAAAAUGGUAAGCUCAAGCAGAAAAUCGACGAAUAUAUCAAAUCGAUGGACCUGGAUAAUUUUGAAUAGAAGAGAUCGCUUUUGUACGUUCUAGAGAGUUUUAACACCAUUCCAUGUAGAGUUUUUGGAUACCUAUUUUUUUACGUACAUACCACAUACUGUCACUAUAUACAGCAUUCAAUUUGGACAGUAUUAUUUUGUGAUAAUAUAUAACCGGGCAAGCAAUUUGUACCUUUGAAAAAUCUAGCACACAGUAGCAGAGAGAAGCCUUCAGGUGUUAAUCAGUGUUUGGUAGUGUAGCAAGAGAGAGAUAGAACUAGUUGUUUGAUGCGUUCAUUUAGAUGUUUUUGUUUACUCAGACAACACGAUGAAUUGCGUCCGGCAAGGUGAGGAGCUUACAGAAUGAAGGUGCACACUUUUUUCUGUGAAAGCAUCGAUAGCUGAUAUGUGUAUAUGUUGGGCUUAGAAUACGUUUCCUGGAGAGUGUGAUAACGAAACGAAUGACGAAAACCACGAGGGUUAGCAAAAAUGAUGACGAUGAUGCAACGCUGGAUUACGGUGACACAUUGCGCGAACUGCCAUGCUGGAUGGAACAGAGUGCGUGUUUCAGCAAUAAAAAAAAACUCAAUCUACCAAGUGCCUAAACCUUUAACUUUUACUGUAGCGAAGUAGGAGAGAAAAAUCAAUUUUGCUAAAUAUAUUUUUAUCUGUCAAAUUUGCUCAUGUUCGAAAUACAUACCAAUUUGUAAAUGUGUUUAA
Messenger RNA from Wyeomyia smithii (pitcher-plant mosquito), 2497 nucleotides. RefSeq names its product WD repeat, SAM and U-box domain-containing protein 1-like. Lineage: Eukaryota; Metazoa; Arthropoda; Insecta; Diptera; Culicidae. The transcript has 9 exons. Bases 437 to 1807 code for a protein of 456 amino acids. The record is from RefSeq and is a predicted model, not a curated record. Gene Ontology annotation, biological process: protein ubiquitination. Gene Ontology annotation, molecular function: ubiquitin-protein transferase activity; protein binding.